Molecule: messenger RNA, 1977 nt
Organism: Agrilus planipennis (emerald ash borer)
Lineage: Eukaryota; Metazoa; Arthropoda; Insecta; Coleoptera; Buprestidae
Product: transcription factor E4F1-like
Exons: 2
Coding region: 160-1644 (494 amino acids)
Biological process (GO): regulation of transcription by RNA polymerase II
Cellular component (GO): nucleus
Molecular function (GO): transcription cis-regulatory region binding; DNA-binding transcription factor activity, RNA polymerase II-specific
Source: RefSeq, a predicted model, not a curated record
ACUACUACAAUUUUAAAUUUUUAUUCAAUUAAAGAAAAACCCUAAUUUUUCAGUGAAAGAACAUAUAUUUAAAUGUGCAAAUUUUAGCUGUAUUAGUGUAAAAAAAACAAUAUUUAAAUCUAGGACAACCAAGUUUGUUAUUGUUCGACGUUUAAUGAGAUGGAUCCAAAAUUAAUCACGACAAUGCAAAACCAAAUAGAAACAGAUGUUCAAGUAAUUAGAAAGUUUUAUCCUACUGCUGAUGAAUUAUGCAAAGUAACUACAGUACUUUACUGUCCUGAAGAAAGCUGUGAUGCAGUAUUUACAUCUGAGUCUAAUCUUAAUUUGCACAUACUCAAAAAGCAUAAAAAGGAGGACUUGCAAAAAAAUAUAUUUGAUAGAGAAUAUUAUUGCCCUGACCAAGAAUGUGUUUAUUACAGGGAAAAAUGUUUUAAAUCAUUGAAACUUCUGAAACAACACUUCCUGAAGGUGCAUUCUGAAAAGCAGUAUUUAUGUGAUUUAUGUCAGAAAGGGUUUUCAACUAUAUCUGCCAAAAAAGCUCAUUUUGAUUAUUGUGGAGUUGAGUUUACUUGCUGCAAUUGUGAUUCUACAUAUGCUUCUUAUGAAUCUCUUAUGACUCAUGCUCGACGUAAGAAACACGCUUUUUUAGAAAAGUCUGCAUAUAAGACUUCUAGUACACUUGAGAAAAUAAAAACUGCAAAUAUAUGUCAACUGAAAAGCGUAGAAGCAUUUACGCCGAAACCUUCAUCAAAUUACUCAUUAUUAAAAUGUGUUGUUAUUAAUGUAACAUCUGAGAAAUCAAGUCAAACAGAUCAUUGCAUAGAAACACCCCAAUUACAUUCCAAAGAUACCCAAGUCAAUGAAUUUUCUUUUGAUAAAGCUAAUUCAAUUUACAGUCAAUGUAAUUCCAUUGAAACACAAACAAAUGAAAUUGAAUUAGCCAAUAUGUCUUCUAUAGAGACACAAACAGUGGGAGAUUAUGUUGUUAGAAAAGUAAAACGUUCUAAUCCUUUUACAUUUGAGGAAGAAAAGAAACAUAACACUACACAAACGAAACAUAUUAGUUCUGAUACUAAAUCAUGUAACACCUAUUUCAAAGAAGAUGAGCUGGAAAAUAUGGGUAUUGAAAGGAACAGUUUGGGUACACAAACAUUUGAGUCCGAACGUAAUGAAAUUAUAUCUUCUAUUUCUACAGCAACUCAUGAUUCGAUACAUACAGAUACUUCAGAUCUUAAUUUUGAAUUCAUGGACUCCAGUUCCCAAACAAACUUGGCUGAUGAGUUAAAUCUUUUUGUCACUUCUCCAUUUUUCAAUUGCAACAUUGAGACUCAAACUGAUUUUAUGCUAAAUGAGGAUCUGUUGAAUUAUCCAGAUUCUGAUUCAACAAUUAGCAGUCAGACACAAACUAAUAUAUCAAAUGUGUUUUUGAAUAUGAAUCCGUACAGUGAUUCCAGUAAGGAGUGCGAUGUUUUAUUCAGUAAUAUUCACACACAAACAGUAUUUGAUGAUAUGUCUAGAUCUGUUGAGAGUCAGACCAUGCUGUUCCCUAUUAAAACCCCUUUCAUGAAUUGUAGAGAUUAUGCUAAUAUGGAAACACAAACUGAUAUUGACUUUAGGAAUAUGUUGGAACAGAUAAAUGCCUGACUCUAAAUAACUAUUUAAUUUAUUCCUAACCAUACCUUUUAGCUUAACAGAAUAAUAGAAUUUUCUUUUGCUAUUGGCAAGGAGAAUGAUUUUGUUUUAAGAGAAUCUCUUUCCUUACCAAAAUCGUAUUCGAUUUAAAUGUAUUACCAUAGUCUCAAAUUUAAGUGUUGUCCUAUAUAUACUCACGAGUUUAUUUGUAGGGAUAUGCGUAUGUAGCAAAUACAAUGUAAAACUGUUUUAUUUUUGGCGAAAGAGAUGUUCCACUUUCGUCAUUUAGUGAUAUUGUUAAAAAUUUUGAUGUAAUUUAAUUCCAUAAUAAAUUCCUUAAUUAUU